This is a messenger RNA of Pecten maximus, 603 nucleotides long. RefSeq names its product TBC1 domain family member 5 homolog A-like. The annotation marks the transcript as partial. The record is from RefSeq and is a predicted model, not a curated record. The transcript has a single exon. Lineage: Eukaryota; Metazoa; Mollusca; Bivalvia; Pectinida; Pectinidae.
ACAACACAACUACGACUAAACAAUUACGGAGACGACACAACUACGACUAUAAACAAUUACGGAGGCAACACAACUACGACUAUAAACAAUUACGGAGACAACACAACUACGACUAUAAACAAUUACGGAGACAAUACUACUACGACUAUAAACAAUUACGGAGACAACACAACUACGACUAUAAACAAUUACGGAGACGACACAACUACGACUAUAAACAAUUACGGAGACAACACAACUACGACUAUAAACAAUUACGGAGACAAUACUACUACGACUAAACAAUUACAGAGACAACACAACUACGACUAUAAACAAUUACGGAGACGAUACAACUACGACUAUAAACAAUUACGGAUACAACACAACUACGGCUAUAAACAAUUACAGAGACAAUACAACUACGGCUAUAAACAAUUACGGAGACGACACAACUACGGCUAUAAACAAUUACGGAGACGACACAACUACGACUAUAAACAAUUACGGAGACAAUACAACUACGACUAUAAACAAUUACAGAGACAAUACAACUACGGCUAUAAACAAUUACGGAGACGACACAACUACGACUAUAAACAAUUACGGAGACAAUACAACUAG